This is a messenger RNA of Rotaria socialis, 666 nucleotides long. Lineage: Eukaryota; Metazoa; Rotifera; Eurotatoria; Philodinida; Philodinidae. The record is from the annotation of a GenBank genome assembly.
AUGAUGAUAUUGAAAGUAAUACUUAUUGCUAUAGCUGCUAUGUUGGGCUUUUCGUCCGCGGACAUAGUCGUAUAUACUUCAGCCGGCUAUAAAUUGACAUUGGUUAAUGAUGAUAUUAAUUUUCAACAAGACACUAGACAACGAUGUAUUGAUACAUUCUUUGCUACAAUGCCCGCAAUGUGCAAUCGAUUCAAUAAUGCUGCAUGCAGUCGUGAUGUUCGCGUGACAAUUGAUCCUAAAUAUGAUGCAGUUGCCUAUGCAUCUGGCAAUUCUAUUGUAAUUAGUGCAGCUUGGCUUCGAAACAAUCCACAAGAUACAGAUGUUAUGACACACGAAUGCAUGCAUAUUGUUCAAAGUUAUCCUGGCGGUGCACCAGGUUGGUUAGUUGAAGGUAUUGCAGAUUAUGCUCGAUGGAAAUUUGGCAGAAACAAUCUAGCUGCUAAUUGGCGACUACCAGAUUUUGACCGUAAUCAACAUUACACAAAUGCCUAUCGAGUCACUGCUCGAUUUUUAGUGUGGUGUGAACAGCGUUAUCCAAAUAUAGUUAAUCAACUUGAUGGAGCUUUACGUAGUAAAACUUAUACGAAUAAUUCUUGGAAUCUAUUUUCUGGUGGAAGAUCAGUGGAUCAACUCUGGCUUGAUUAUUCUAUUAGUCCACAUAUCUAA